Syngnathoides biaculeatus (alligator pipefish) is the source of this 1343-nucleotide messenger RNA. Its product is annotated as claudin domain-containing protein 1-like. NCBI's taxonomy places the organism in Eukaryota, Metazoa, Chordata, Actinopteri, Syngnathiformes, Syngnathidae. The transcript has 5 exons. Gene Ontology annotation, cellular component: membrane. The coding region runs from base 235 to 999 and encodes 254 amino acids. The record is from RefSeq and is a predicted model, not a curated record.
AGAGUUCCAUAAACGUAGAGGGAAAUGCAUUUUAAUUUUUGUAUUGGGUAGGAUCGGAAUUGAGCGCUCGGCAUUAUUUUGGACGACCGACCGGAAGAGGAAAGGCGACGGAUUAGCGGAUCGCCAUCUGUGGAAGUGGGCCACGGAGGGGGGGGGGGGGGCGGCGCAUCCCGGCCGGGUUUGUCGCUCGGACUUGAGCGCGUGAUGCUCGACGCCCACUCUUAACGCGGAACGAUGGUGGACAACCGCUACGCCACAGCGCUGGUGAUCGCCUGCGUGCUCAGCCUCCUGGGCACCGUGUAUCUGUGCGUGGGCGCGGGCACGCAGCACUGGUACCAGUACAGCAGCCCGCCGGUACGCGGCGAGGCCAACGCGUCCGAGCUGCGCGGCCUCUACGACGAGUUCAUGGACGGAGAGUUCGACGAGAAGACGUACAGCGACACUUUGUUCCGCCUCAACGGCAGCGUGGGCCUGUGGUGGCGCUGCGUGCUCGUGCCCGCCGCCCCACCGCCUCACUGGUACACCGAACCAGGGGGCAAGAUGGCGCUGAGGUGCAGGAGCUUCACCGUGCAGCAGCAGCUCACGCCCAAAUACAAGGAACCCGGAAACCACAACAGCGGGGAGGACAUGCUGCGCACAUACUUGUGGCGAUUCCAGUUCCUCCUGCCGCUCGUCGCUUUAGGCCUGGAGGUCUUGGCGGCUCUGGUCGGGUUCUGCGCCUGCCUGUGCAGAAGUUUCGGGCCCACGCUCUCCAUUGGGGUGCUCCACCUGUUAACGGCUCUGUGCUCCUUGGCAACGGUGUGUUGCUACAUGGCGGGGACGGACCUGCUCCACAGGGUCUCGGUGCUCCCCGACAAGGUGGACGGCUCCCUUGGGUGGUCCCUGUAUUUGGCCCUCAUGUCCUCGCCCCUCCACAUGAUGGCGGCCGCGCUGCUGGUGUGGGCGGCGCGCAGCCACGGACGCAACUACUACCGCAUGGCCGCCUACCGCGUAGCCUAACCGACGGGACUCCCCCCCCAGCCCCACAUGCCCGAGUCCAAACGGAGUGCCCCCUUAGUAAUAUUUGGGUGACUACAACAAAAGAUGUUCAGUCAAUUUUUUUUUUUCCUGAGGGGAAAAAAAAAAAAGCCCUAAUGUGAUUUUUUUUUUUUUUCCCCACAUGAAGAUUUAAAGGUUGAAGUUUUAUUCUUCAUCGGGAAUAAAGUCGCAGCGUCGGGAGGGGCGCCGCUCCUCUUGGUGGCGAGCUCGAGUACCCCGUCCUUCUCAUGAUAGGCGCGCUCGUUGAGGAAGAAGGGGGAAAGUGGUUCGCCGCCCUCGGCGCAAGAACGCCUGGAACGUGGGGU